AUGUCUGACCCGGAGCCGUCUUCCUCCCCAGCCUCCCCAGCCUCUUCCUCCAGCCCCCGCUCAGUCUCCCGUGGACGCGAAGCCUUCGUACGUCCUCCCUGCUUUCCUCCACCCAUCUUCGCGCUCACUCCUCCCCAGUCCUCUGGUCGCGGCGGAGUCGGUAACAUCCGCAAGCCCUCCAAGGAUGUCGAUCCCACUGCCGUCCAGCCCGAUGAGCCUCUCUCCCCUGUCCGCGGUCGCGAAGCCGCUAUCCAAGGCGAGCGCGCCAAGUCCUCCGGCCGCGGAGGCAUGGGCAACAUCCGUUCCGGUUCCAAGGCGCGCGCUAUCUACCAAGUCUCAGAGAACCAUCCCCAGACCGCUGCUCUCGUUGCGACGUACAGCAACAGUAUGGCCGAUUACGAGCGCAGCGUCGUGCAGCACAGUCAGGACACCGCCAACGCUCGCGCGCACUCGUCCGGCCGUGGCGGGGUCGGCAACAUCACAUCCAAGUCCAAGUCUGACUCCGAGUCUCGGUCCCGCUCGCGCGUCGCCGGCCGUGGCGGAGCAGGAAAUCUGCAUGCCGGCGCGAGUGUUGACCCAGAACACCUAGCGCGCCUCGAACAGCAGGAACGCCUUAUGUAUGCGCACAUGCAGGGCUCUCACUCCACCGGUCGUGGAGGUCGCGCAAACAUCACCAACCUUCCCGAACCUUCCUCCCCUCAUUCUCAUGAUUUCGAGGCCACAGAUCGAGGCGGGGUUGGUAAUAUCACCCAGGCACGCUCCCCGUCCCGCGAGCCGCGCAGCCGCAGCGCUUCAGGCAUCGGGUCGAGGGAUCGCUCCAGUAGCCUUGCGCGUAUUUUGAACAAGGUUGGCCUGCACAGUGCGCGGGACGAGAACCCGGAGCACGACAGAACCGCUUUGACAGAGGACGACCCUCACGAAUGA
Epithele typhae is the source of this 924-nucleotide messenger RNA. RefSeq lists its product as uncharacterized. The record is from RefSeq and is a predicted model, not a curated record. Bases 1 to 924 code for a protein of 307 amino acids. The transcript is spliced from 4 exons. NCBI's taxonomy places the organism in Eukaryota, Fungi, Basidiomycota, Agaricomycetes, Polyporales, Epitheliaceae.